This is a messenger RNA of Sinocyclocheilus anshuiensis, 4727 nucleotides long. Its product is annotated as mediator of RNA polymerase II transcription subunit 14-like. Gene Ontology annotation, biological process: regulation of transcription by RNA polymerase II. The coding region runs from base 219 to 4322 and encodes 1367 amino acids. Gene Ontology annotation, cellular component: core mediator complex; mediator complex. Gene Ontology annotation, molecular function: transcription coregulator activity. The transcript is spliced from 30 exons. NCBI's taxonomy places the organism in Eukaryota, Metazoa, Chordata, Actinopteri, Cypriniformes, Cyprinidae. The record is from RefSeq and is a predicted model, not a curated record.
UCCUGCUUCAGCUCCAGUGGGUGAUGGCGGGGCUCCAUCUCUCCACAUCUUAACAUGUUACAGACUCAUUUCUUCUUUUCUCCAUGGGUUGAAAUCGUUUCCGCCACCUAUAAACAUUAGGACGAACGUGUAAUAAUAUUCUUUCGAACUAGUUUGCGGUAAACGCGAGUGGAAAGGGUCGGAUCCGUGGCCGUUCAUCGCUACCGUUGUAUUUUAAAAUGGCUCCAGUUCAAAUCGGUUCGGACGGGCAGCUGGUCCCCGCCGGGGGUCCGACCUCAGCCCCUCAGCCUCCGCCGGGAGCCCCGGCCACUCAAGGAGUCCGGCUGAGCCUCCUGAUCGAGUUUCUGCUGCAGCGAACCUACCAUGAGAUCACUCUCCUGGCUGAACUACUUCCUCGAAAAACAGACAUGGAAAGGAAAAUUGAAAUCGUUCAGUUUGCCAGUCGGACACGGCAGCUCUUUGUACGUCUGCUUGCUCUUGUGAAAUGGGCAAGUAAUGCUGGGAAGGUGGAGAAAUGUGCGAUGAUCUCAUCAUUUCUGGAUCAACAAGCCUAUUUAUUUGUUGACACGGCUGACCGACUGGCAUCACUGGCCAGGGACGCUUUGGUGCAUGCACGUUUGCCUAGUUUUGCCAUCCCUUUCGCCAUUGAUGUACUGACCACAGGGUCUUACCCACGUCUGCCCACAUGUAUCCGAGACAAAAUUAUUCCUCCCGACCCUAUAACCAAAGCAGAGAAGCAGACCACGCUAAAUCAGCUGAAUCAAAUCUUGCGACACAGACUAGUCACCACUGACUUGCCCCCACAACUGGCAAACUUAACUGUGGCCAAUGGGCGAGUAAAAUUUCGAGUUGAGGGGGAAUUUGAAGCCACACUGACAGUGAUGGGGGAUGAUCCUGAUAUCCCUUGGAGACUUCUUAAACUAGAGAUUCUAGUUGAAGACAAGGAAACUGGAGAUGGACGGGCAUUGGUACACAGCAUGCAGGUGAAUUAUAUCCACGAGUUGGUGCAGUCUCGACUGUUUGGAGAUGACAAGCCUCUUCAGGACAUGUACAACUGCCUCCACUCAUUUUGCCUAUCACUGCAGCUGGAGGUGUUGCACUCUCAAACUCUGAUGUUGAUCAGAGAACGGUGGGGUGAUCUAGUGCAGGUGGAGCGCUACGUCCCUGCCAAGUGCUUCACGUUGUCUGUCUGGAAUCAACAGGUCCUGGGUAGAAAGACUGGCACAGCAUCUGUGCACAAGGUCACCAUCAGAAUUGAUAAGACAGAUGGAUCCAAGCCAUUACAGAUCUCCCAUGAGCCUCCACUCCCUGCCUGCGAUUCCAGAUUAAUGGAAAGAGCCAUGAAGAUUGAUCAUCUCUCGGUUGAAAAGCUUUUGAUCGAUAGUGUACAUGCCCGCUCGAAUCAGAAACUGCAAGAACUCAAAGCCAUCCUAAAAAGUAGUAACCCUAGUGAUAACUCCUUCAUAGAGACUGCACUGCCCACACUAGUCAUACCAAUACUGGAGCCCUGUGGCCGAUCUGAGUGCCUCCACAUAUUUGUCGAUUUGCAUUCGGGAAUGUUUCAGCCAAUGCUUUAUGGAGUCGAUCAGUCAAUGUUGGACGAUGUUGAGAAGAAUAUUAACGAUGACAUGAAGCGCAUCGUCACAUGGUUACAACAGCUAAAAUUCUGGUUGGGCGAGCAGAGAUGUCGACAGUCUGUGAAACAUCUUCCCACACUGUGCACAGACACUCUCCACCUAUCUAACUUAACCACGCAUCCUGUGGGCAACCUGUCAAAACAUCGCCUCUUCAUCAAACUCACCCGCCUCCCACAAUACUAUAUUGUGGUCGAGAUGUUUGAUGUGUCCAACAAUCCAACAGAGCUCUUGUAUAAGUACUACUUCCUGUCUGUGAGUCAGAUUGAGAGUGAGGAUGCACUGCCUUCUGCUCAGCUGCUGCAGCAGUUUAAGCCCAACCUGGAGGAGCUUGUGCAGGACAUUUCAUCUGGACGAAUGGCUCGUCCUGGGGCCAAGAGGAAGUUGUCAGGAGAGCAAAGUGCCAUUGAACCAAAGAAACCCAAGAGGUCAGGAGAGAUGUGUGCCUUCAAUAAGGAGCUGGCCCACCUGGUGGCCAUGUGUGACACCAACAUGCCUCUCAUCGGAUUACGCUGUGAGUUGUCCAAUAUGGAGAUUCCUCAUCAAGGGGUUCAGGUCGAAGGAGAUGGCUGUAGCCAUGCCAUACGUAUUCUGAAAGUUCCACAUUGUAAGGGAGUGAGUAAGGAAACGAGAAAAGCUCUGGAGCGCUCCCUGCUGGACUGUACGUUCAGACUACAGGGCCGGAAUAAUCGCACAUGGGUGGCGGAUUUAGUUUUCUCCAGUUGUCCACUCAACAGCACAGCCAACAAAGAGCAAGCUUCCACGCGGCAUGUCUACCUGACUUAUGAGAAUCCUCUUUCGGAGCCGGUGGGUGGCAGGAAGGUGGUGGAGAUGUUCCUGAACGACUGGAACAGCAUUAGUCAGCUUUAUGAAUGUGUGCUGGAGUUCUCACGCGCUUUACCUGAAAUUUCCUCCUAUUUGAGCCUUUUCUCAGAGAUACGGCUGUACAAUUACCGAAAGCUGGUUCUGUGCUAUGGCAACACCAAAGGCAGCUCGGUGACGAUACAGUGGAACUCAGUAACCCAGCGUUACCAUCUGGCCCUGGGGACUGUGGGGCCCAAUUCAGGCUGUAGCAACUGUCACAACAUAAUUCUCCACCAACUUCAAGAAAUGUUCAACAAGACACCCAAUGUAGUACAACUUCUACAGGUCCUCUCAGACACUCAAGCUCCUCUAAAUGCCAUCAACAAACUACCCACAGUGCCUAUGCUGGGUCUCACCCAAAGGACCAAUACGGCAUACCAGUGCUUCUCCAUCCUGCCUCAGUCACCCACUCACAUCCGUCUGGCCUUCCGCAACAUGUACUGCAUUGACAUCUACUGCCGUAGCAGAGGUGUAGUGGCUAUCCGUGAUGGGGCCUAUAGUCUUUUUGACAAUACCAAGAUAGUUGAAGGUUUCUAUCCUGCCCCUGGACUGAAGACUUUCUUGAACAUGUUUGUGGAUAAUAACCAAGACGCCCGCAGACGCUCGGUCAACGAGGACGACAACCCUCCCUCCCCGACAAGCAUGGAUGACACCUUCAUGCCCCACCCCCAGACGCAGCCUCCAGGCAGAGGGGUUUAUCCACCCCUCACAUCGCCCCCCAACCCGUACCAUCACCGAACUCUUGACCCCAGUUCACCAUACACGAUGGUGUCCGCCAGCCCAAGGGUUGGGCCAUGGCCAGGUUCUCCGCAGGUCUCUGGACCCUCUCCCGGGGCACGAAUCCCUGGCAUGUCACCAGGCAACCCUUCUUUGCACUCACCUAUUCCAGACCCAUCCCACUCUCCUCGAGCUGGUACCAGUUCACAGGCAAUGCCUCCACCCCGUAAACUGCCACAGCGGUCCUGGGCCGCUUCUAUUCCCACCAUCCUCACCCACAGCAAACUACAUGUGUUGCUUCUGCCUUCACCCAUGCCAUGCCCAGUGCCAGGGCUGGCGGGCAGCUACCUGUGCUCACCUCUGGAGCGCUUCCUGGGUUCUGUCAUCAUGAGACGCCACCUACAGAGAAUUAUACAGUUAGAACCCAAUCUUACUAUUGUGAACUCCAACGAACCAGGCGUCAUCAUGUUUAAGACAGAAGUGCUUAAAUGUAGAGUGGCUCUAAACCCCAAAACCUACCAGACUCUGCAGCUGAAAGUCACACCAGAAAACACUGGACCCUGGUCGCAGGAGGAGCUGCAGGUCCUGGAGAAGUUCUUUGAGACCAGGGUUGCAGGACCACCCUUUAAAUACAACACACUAAAUGCCUUCACAAAGCUGUUGGGAGCUCCCACCAACAUACUCAGAGACUGUGUUCGCAUCAUGAAACUGGAGUUGUUCCCAGACCAAGCGGCCCAGCUGAAUUGGAAUGUGCAGUUCUGUCUGACCAUCCCACCCAGCGCUCCUCCCAUUGCCCCACCAGGAACCAUUGCUGUGGUGCUUAAGACCAAGAUGCUCUUUUUUCUCCAGCUGACCCAGAGGCUACCGGUACCGCAGGAGCCCAUCAGCAUCAUAGUGCCUAUUGUGUAUGACAUGGCUACUGGACUGACCCAGCAGGCUGAUAUCCCCCGCCAGCACAGCUCUUCGGGAGCCGCGGCCCUGAUGGUCAGCUCCAUCCUCAGGAGGUUCAAUGAGCACCAUCCACCACGACAAGGAGAGUGCACAAUAUUUGCAGCGGUUCAUGAGCUCAUGGCUAAUCUCACGCUGAAUCCUGGUGGACGGCCAUAACUUGGUGUCUCUUAGGAAACUUCACCAGACUGAUCAGUAAAUCAAUUCAGCUCUAACUCAAGGGAAAUUCAGGUUUUCUGCUGCAGCCAAUGGACUCUUCUGCUGGUGUAUCAUAUUGUCACAAAAAGGAGCAGAAAUAUGAUGGAACUUAUUGCUGUUUUGUGUUAUGAAGCAUGUAAAUGAAUAAUUGUGACAAAAGCAGGACUUCUUUUUUAAAAUAGCUUGGCAAAGUUCUGCUAACGGAUUUGUUUUUUUCAGAUGCACUUCUUGAGGAAAUGAUUGUGAUAGAAAAAAUGUUUAACUACAGCUGUAUUUUUUUUUUAUUUGAAACUUUGCAGAAAAAUUAUUGUCUGUUUUUUGUAAUACAAGAUAUCAGUACUGUGUAAGUAUUGUUUUCUUUAUCAG